AUGUCCAUUGUCUUUUUUUUAAUUUUUCGCGGCCAUCAGAUUGUUUCGCUGAUCUAUAUGGAAGAAUUCAAACGUAUUGCAUUUACAUCGCCAUUCCGACAUGAUGAAGCGAGUCGUUUUACUGGCACUUUGCAAGGCCUAGCACUGUACGUUUCGGCAGCUUAUGUGAUCCUCAUUUUCACCAUCAAACUGGUAAUGACUCGAUUCAAGCCCUUUCAGCUUACGACAGCGCUAAAUUUAUGGAAUACAUGGCUAGCAGUGUUCAGCAUACUUGGCUCAUUCUUCACAACUGUUGCGCUUUUCACGGAAAUCAAGAAUCACGGUCUUGUUGGUUGGUGCUUACUUCUUCAUACACCUUUUUGUUUCUGCGCUUGA
Molecule: messenger RNA, 375 nt
Organism: Gongylonema pulchrum
Lineage: Eukaryota; Metazoa; Nematoda; Chromadorea; Rhabditida; Gongylonematidae
Source: the annotation of a GenBank genome assembly